GAGAGAGAGAGGGAGAGAGAGAGAGAGAGGGGGAUUGGAGUGAGAGAGAGAGAGAGACACAGAGAGAGAUACAGAGAGGUCCACAGCGCAGCGAUCAGACAGCAGAGAGCUUCCUGACGAGGAGACUGAGGCGAGGGAGGGAGAGACAGGUUGACUGAUCGACGUCACUUCCUGAUUGGAGCCCGGCUAUUUCUGCAGAACAGCCCCCACCUGGCCGGGGGUCUCGAGCUCUGUGGCAGAGCCGUCGGACCAAGAUGGCGCAUGUGCUCUACAAAACAAACGCUCCUGAGAGGAUCCCGGUGUGAUCCCGACUCCGGACGCUACGACCUCCACCGAGACGCUCGCUGCCCGGACGGGAGACACUUGAUGGAGGGAGGGGGGCCCACAGCAGGGGUACCGCUGAUCGACUGCCUGGCCUGAACCCCGGAGCCCCGGGGGUCUCAGAGAGCUGAAGCCACUGCAGAAAAUGCAACAGUUUUCCGGGAGGCGGAGGAACGGAGAACCGGCUGACGUCACGAUAACACAACAUACCGACGUUCUGCUGGUGAAAGACUUUCAUCUCCCCGUCUCAUUGGUCCUGACAAAGGCAUGAGUGUUGGACGGAGCCCCCACUACAGCGUCGUGUCCUGUGAAGAGCGAGGCCUGCCUCUGGGAGCCAUGCCGGCCGUGGGCAGCUUCGGGAACGGGAAGAUCCACACGCGGCGCAAAGCCCACGGCCGCUUCGUCAACAAGACCGGCCAGUGCAACAUCAGCUUCUCCAACAUGGACGAGAAGUCCUCGCGCUACUUAUCGGACAUCUUCACCACCUGCGUGGACAUCCGCUGGCGCUACAUGUUCCUGGUGUUCAGCCUGGUGUUUGUGGCGUCCUGGCUGACCUUCGGCCUGGCCUUCUGGGCCAUCGGCCUGCUGCACGGGGACAUGGAGGCCGGGGAGGACGACGACGCCUUCACGCCGUGCACCAUGCAGGUCCGCACCUUCGUGGCUGCCUUCCUGUUCUCCGUGGAGACGCAGACCACCAUCGGGUACGGCGCCCGCUACGUGACGGAGGAGUGCCCCAUGGCCGUCUCCAUGGUGGUGCUGCAGUCCAUCGUGGGCUGCAUCAUCGACGCCUUCAUGAUCGGCGCCAUCAUGGUCAAGAUGGCGCGGCCCAAGAAGCGCGCCAAGACGCUGCUGUUCAGCCACAACGCCGUCAUCGCCAUGCGGGACGGGAAGCUGUCGCUCAUGUUCCGGGUGGGGAACCUGAGGAAGAGCCACAUCGUGGAGGCCCACGUCCGCGCCCAGCUGGUCAAGCCCCGUCUGACGGAGGAGGGCGAGUACAUCCCCCUGGACCAGAUCGACAUGAACGUCGGCUACGACAAGGGCAUCGACCGGCUCUUCCUGGUCGCCCCCAUCACCAUCAUCCACGAGAUCGACGAGGAGAGCCCGCUGUUCGGCAUCAGCAAGCAGGACCUGGUGACGUCGGACUUUGAGAUCGUGAUCAUUCUGGAGGGGAUGGUGGAGGCCACGGCCAUGACCACCCAGGCCCGCAGCUCCUACCUGUCCUCGGAGAUCCUGUGGGGGUACCGGUUUGAGCCGGUGGUCUUUGAGGAGAGGAACCACUACAAGGUGGACUACGCACACUUUCACAAGACCUUCGAGGUCCCUUCCACGCCGCGAUGCAGCGCCAAGGACAUCGAUGACCAGAAGAGUUCGACCUCCAGCGGUCAUUCGUUCUGCUAUGAGAACGAGCUGGCCUUCAUCAGCAGGGAUGAGGAGGACGAAGGUGAGGUGAUGAAGGACGGAGCUCUGAGGGAACCUCCAGCGCGGCCGGAGGAGCACGUGAAGCUCGGCCUGGAUCAGACUCCGCUGCGCAAGGAGUCAGAGAUAUGAUCCUGCUGGGUGAAGGUUCUUUCUGGAUUAUUCGUUUGGUUCCUUCCAGAUGCAGGAAGGAGAGUGAAAGAACUGUCAUGAGGGAACUCUGGAGCGUCGUGGCAGACCGGAGCAGGGUUUAGAACGGACCUUCUGUCUGGUUUGGCUUUUUCUGUCUUCAAAUGCAAACAAGAACAUUACAUUUCAAUGAAACAGUUUAAAGAUGAACCAGGAUGUUGUGAUCACGUGUUGUUAACGACCCAGCGGGGGGUGGAGUGGUUCCAGUCCCGAGGGUUUUCUUUAGAACACAAGUGUUUGGAGGAGGAUUGUGUUCCACGUCUUCAGUGCAGUAUCCGUCGACACCAACACCUAACUCUACAAACGGAAUGAGACGGCAACAAAAGGGUCUAGCCUAAUUGAAUGACACAGUUUAAAUUAUAAACCUAAGAUUAUCUAAAUGCAGCUAAGGAGAUGGAUUUGGCUCAUUACCUACAAGUAGAUCAUAUCAAAGUAAAACUACAAUAAACCCACGUUGCACGCUGACCGGAGGAAGCCUUUGCCCCAGGCAGACCUCCGGCUCCCCACAAAUACCAGGCGAGAACGUCAGCGAGAGAACAAACACAGCCGGGGGCGCAAUGACGGCCAGGACUGACCUCCCGCCCGAGGUGCACUGGCUCCUGCAGCGAGGAGACCGAGAGACAGGUCUCUGGGAGACAGGGCUGCUGGACCACCGGGGUACCCCCGUGGUCCAGCAGCCCUGUCUCCCAGAGACAGGUCUUUGGGAGACAGGGCUGCUGGACCACAGGGGGUACCACCGUGUACCUGAGGCUGAGGGGGAUUCACACUUCUCAGACGCCAGAGUAUAAGACGGGAGGGAAAAAAUACAAAGAAAGGUUUGGAAUCUAUAAGACAUGCCUGGUUUCAUGGCCGAGGUUUAUCUCUGGAAGAAAAUAGUGAAUACUGGCCAAUCCAGAGAAUGCAGAUGCUGCCAACCUGCCGUUCAAUCAAACACAGAGGCAGAAGCAGUGUGCCAUGAAAUGGGACUGAAUUACAUUAACUUCAGCAUGAAUAUAUUUGAAUUGUUCCAAACCAAAAAGAGAACCAAAAGCAAAGGGUGAAGGUUCAGUGGGCCGCACCUGGCCCAGCCCCGGGCGCCGCCCACUGGCUCUGGCCCCGGGGCCGGCGUGGAGCGCUGAAGAUCCCAGAGGAAGACGGAAAUCAUUCGUGCCAAAUUGAGACUGGGGACAGGCUUGUAGUGGCCCCCAUAGGAAACCAAGAGCCUAAUUAAGACUGCAGAGUUACACCCUGACACACGCCUCCAGGGUGAAGCAGCUCUGUCUGCAUGAGGCUGACGACCCGCACACACACACACACACACACACACACACACACACACACACACACACACACACACACACACACACACACACACACACACACAGUCACAAUCACAAAGAGGCACAAACCUGCAACCAUUCACAAACUCACAUUCACAUCCACCCACACUCAGAGGCACACAACUGCAGCUAUUCACACACACACACACACACACACACACACACACACACACACACACACACACACACACACCCAUGCACAGCUUUGACUUGGUCUUGCACAGUGUCCGCAGCGUUUGGUGUGUAGGACGUGUGCUUAGGGCCGCGGUCAGUAGACGUCUUAUAGCAGCUGACAAGCUGCCUCUAGAAAGUGUUUUCUUAAAAUGUCUUAAUGUUUUCUAGUUACUGGAAUUUAAAAUUCUAAACUGUGAAGAUCAUUUUGCAAUAAGUUUAGAUUGUGUUUUAAAGUUUAUAAAUAUUACUGUUGGACACUGACCUAAUUGUUUUUGUUUUAUUGUGACAAUGAAAUCACUUCCGACCAGUUAAACAGACAUGCUACGUCCAAACAUCAAAAGUUGAAGGCUUAUUCUGAGAGGCCUCCGUCCUCCUCAAAUGUUUUUAUUCAUGUGUUAUGCGCAUGAUGUUUACCUCUGAUGAAUCUCAAUAUAUUUGUGGUCACCUCUUUAGCGAGCGAUAUCUGUCUAGCACUUCACCGAGAGUGGCUUCUUAGGAAACGUCUCGGCUCCAUGCGUAGGCUCCUCAUGUAGACUCCUCAGGUCCCCCCCCCCCCCCCCUAGCCUAGCGUCCUGCACAGAGAAACAAAACAUGUCAUUUGGUCAAAACCUCCAACAGAGGUACUUCCAUGAAUACACUCUUGUUUAAAGUUUUUCUAUACACACGCAACUACGUGAUGUAACACAGAAGGGUCUUACUCAUCACUUGAGUUACGACAGCGGUGCAUAUUCUGAAACUGACUCCCCUCGUCAGGACCCGAGGAACCCAUAACCCCCCCCCCCCCCCCCCCCCCCACAGGACAGAGGAGGGUGUGGGGGGGAGAGAACAUCCCAGACAUGACCUGAUGCUCCCAGCGUCCCGGGGGGUCACGGACGCUCCGGGCAAUCAGGCGAAAGGGUUCCCAGAGUGACGACCUUUGAACCCUAACCAUCCCCCCCGCCCCGUCUCUCCAACGCUGUUCCUCGGUUCACAGCCGAGCUGCGCUCUCCGGAAAUGUCCCUGGAAGGCCAGGUUGAUAUGAACAGUGCUGGGACCCAGAGGGCAGUACUGCAGAGUGGAACCAACCCAGGGUUUGAUAUGAGCUGCUGGUUCCAUAAAGUGGGCCCUUUCAUACCUCCUUAUUAGGCCCGUAUACGAUAUAUAUCUAUAUAUUUAUAGAUAUAUAAUACCCAGCCGUCCCCUGGGACCUCUGUGCUACGGUCCCCAGACUCCGCUCAGAAGGAUCACACGCUCUCGGUCUGCGGGAGGCUGCAUCGGUUCGCUCACUUUGGAAAGCCUUCUUCUGACCACAAAUAAAAUACUCCUUAGAAAGGAAUACCUUUUGGUCAAAUAUUGAACAAAUAAAGGCCUUUUUGGUUGAAAUCCUUCUCAAUCAAAACAUGUUUCUGCUAAUGAGGAAACAAAAUCACAAGACUGAACAUUAAAGUCAACUUUGGCCAAACAUCCUUU
Messenger RNA from Gadus macrocephalus (Pacific cod), 4868 nucleotides. Its product is annotated as ATP-sensitive inward rectifier potassium channel 12-like. Gene Ontology annotation, biological process: regulation of monoatomic ion transmembrane transport; potassium ion import across plasma membrane. The coding region runs from base 589 to 1869 and encodes 426 amino acids. Gene Ontology annotation, molecular function: inward rectifier potassium channel activity. The record is from RefSeq and is a predicted model, not a curated record. Gene Ontology annotation, cellular component: plasma membrane. The transcript is spliced from 2 exons. NCBI's taxonomy places the organism in Eukaryota, Metazoa, Chordata, Actinopteri, Gadiformes, Gadidae.